Messenger RNA from Lathyrus oleraceus (garden pea), 1672 nucleotides. RefSeq names its product transcription factor bHLH25. Bases 140 to 1144 code for a protein of 334 amino acids. Gene Ontology annotation, molecular function: protein dimerization activity. The transcript is spliced from 5 exons. Lineage: Eukaryota; Viridiplantae; Streptophyta; Magnoliopsida; Fabales; Fabaceae. The record is from RefSeq and is a predicted model, not a curated record.
ACCUCACAAUUACAAUUUCAGAAAAUUGAUUAUCUCUUCUUCAUCCACUUGUCUCUUCUAAUUUUCUUCAACACCAAGUGCAUGUCCUAUACCAUACACUAUAUCAAAAUAAAUAAUUUUUUUUGGAAGGAAACUGAAGAUGAUGGAAAUUGUGUCCCCCAUCUACGUGCCUGAACUUGAAUAUGAGGAUCUCAGUUUCUUUCAUCAAUACCCUAUGGAUUCUCUUGCAUCUCCAUUUGACAACUUUGGCUUUAACUUUGACAACAACUACGAAACUACGCCAAAUUGUUUACCAGUUGAAACUCAUCAUGAUGAUCCCUACGUUGCUCAAACAAGACCAACCAAGAAGAUCAAAACUUUAAGUGACACUAAACAAACCAAUGAUCACUUGAUACCCUCAAACCCUAAACCUUCUUCUUAUUCAUCACCUCAACUCAUUUCUUUUGAGAACUUCAAUGCAACACCAGUUUCUUCUCAGCAAUUUUACAACCAUCAUUAUUCUGAUGUAAAGCCUAAACUCGAGAAAGGUUGUAAUGGAAACAAAGAUUUUGCCUCAAACUAUGAUAACCGAGUGAAUCAGACGAGGAGCGCGACUCAAGCGAAAGAACAUGUAAUGGCUGAAAGAAAACGAAGAGAAAAGCUCACGAGAAGUUUCAUUGCUCUUUCUGCCAUCCUUCCUGGCCUCAAUAAGAUGGAUAAGGCUUCUGUGUUGGGAGAUGCAAUAAAGUAUAUGAAACAACUACAAACACGUCUGCAUACACUUGAGGCACAAGCUGAAGACAACAAAAAAACUGGAUCUGCAAUUCAAGUGAAGAGAUCUGUUAUCUUCUCCACUGACAAUAAUCAUGAUGAUGAUGACAGCAACUCCAACAACCAGACACUUCCUGAAAUCGAAGUAAGAGUUUCAAGAAAAGAUGUACUCAUCAAGAUUCAAUGCGACAAACACAAUGGACGUGCCUCAACCUCCACGGUACUCGGAAAAUUAGAAACCCUAAAUCUCACAGUCCAAAGUAGUAACCUAUUGCCCUUCGGAAACAACAUUGUUGAUCUAACUAUUGUUGCUAAGAUGAACGAGGAAAACUGUGUGACAGCAAAGGAUCUCCUAGGAAGCAUACGACAGGCAUUAAUCGUCCAUAAUAAUUAACAAGUUGAAGGAUUAAUAUUACUUAAUCUAAAUCAAUAAGUUUAUUCAACAACUAUUUUUUAUCACAGUGCUUUCAAUCUUUUUUUUCCUUGCUGAGGAUUCUGGAGUAUAACAUACAUGAAGGAAAGUCCUGCGGUUGAAGAAUCUGAUAUCUAUUUUCAAAUUUUCACAUGUAUGAUUCAUUUGUUUCCCAAGGGUUGUUUUGUUGUGUUCGAGGUCGGUGUGUGGAAUUUCAACAGAUGGUGCCAAAGUGUUUUUCUUCUGUUGUGUUAUUUUUUGCAUAGUUGACUUGACUGAUUAACUAUGUUAAUUCCACACAUGUGUAAUUCUUCACUUUUUUAAUCAUUCUUGGGAUGGUUUUUUUAGAAGGUUUGACAAAUUGGAUAGACCUCUUUCUUCCAUCUUUCAUGUUGUGAAAAGGUUCUGGUUUGAUAGAAACUGUGCCAACUACUUCUUUUUUAAUUAUGUUUUCUUUUGUCGUUUGUGAUUACAUAUUUUGUAUAAAAUUCUUAUGAAUACAGUCUUGAU